Phytophthora infestans T30-4 is the source of this 1074-nucleotide messenger RNA. RefSeq lists its product as uncharacterized. The record is from RefSeq and is a predicted model, not a curated record. NCBI's taxonomy places the organism in Eukaryota, Oomycota, Peronosporomycetes, Peronosporales, Peronosporaceae. The transcript is spliced from 5 exons. The coding region runs from base 1 to 1017 and encodes 338 amino acids.
AUGCAUCGCGACCUACCCGCUUCUGGGAUGCCGCGCCUGACAUCCAAGCUGGCCGUAGUACCGGCUAACCCGGUACGAGAGGCGCACACUUUAGAGGAGAAGUUCCAGGAGGUCUAUGACCAAGGAACAGAAUUCACAGAGCGAUUGGAGAUCACCAAGUCGAGACUGGAGAAGGAACUGCGGCGGCGCUCGGAGAACUUCCGCGAUCUGGUUAAAACUCGAAAUAUCGACAUCCAACAGGAAUACGCGCGUAUGCUCAAGGAACUGGACGACCAGGUGGAGUCGUUGGACCAGGAGAUUGCGCAGGAGAGGGAGAUGAAAGCCGAGCGCGCUAAACGACGACGUGAGGAAGAUCUGGAGAGGAAAGCGAACAAGAAACAGCACCUCGAAGCGGAAACGUCGCAGCUGAAGGAGAAACUGGACGAAUUCACGUCCGAGAUCCGACAACUGCAGGAAGUCUUUGCAGACCUGGAAAAGGAGGUCGAGAGCCAAGGAAGCGACAACAGUCCCGAUGAUGCUCAAAGCGUAGAAGAACGGCAGCGACUGGAGGAGGAACGUGCUCAAAACGAAAUCGUGGAACUCCAACAGGAAAUUGUGCUGCUGAAAGAGGCCCAGGAGGCGAUUGCGGAAAAGAUUGAUAAACAAUCAUUGAAGGCUCAGUAUGAGGAAGAGAAGCAGGAGGUGUUGGAAGAAACAGCCCAUCUGAAAGGUUUGGUGGAAGACCUUACACCUCAGAUCAACUCCAGUGGCGUCCGACAGCACUCGCUGCUGCGUACACUCGCGCCGUCUCCAGGCAUCGGAACACUUAUGACGCGCUUGUAUCAGCAGCUAUGCGGUGAUUCUCGUGCGUCGUUGUCGUCGGACCAACCUUCCACACCUCGCAAAACGGUGGACUUGAAGGCGUUUCUCAACAGCUGUCCGAGCUUCGAAGAAGGCAACCGAGCAAUUGAUGAGCUCAAGAAGCUACAGCUCAUUCAUUGCUACGAGUCCAGCGGAAUAAUCGCACUGGCCGAUUAGCAAGGCACAAAACACUUUUUCAUUAUCCUCAAGACCAAACUCAACAUAUUUGAGCGA